Messenger RNA from Meleagris gallopavo (turkey), 2628 nucleotides. RefSeq names its product cytohesin 1 (gene CYTH1). Lineage: Eukaryota; Metazoa; Chordata; Aves; Galliformes; Phasianidae. Gene Ontology annotation, biological process: regulation of ARF protein signal transduction. The record is from RefSeq and is a predicted model, not a curated record. Gene Ontology annotation, molecular function: guanyl-nucleotide exchange factor activity.
CCCCCUGCCCACACUGCCCAGAGGUGGGCAGAGGCAGCUUUCCCCCAGGGCUCUCUGCACCUACCGUGUGCCAGCACCGCUCUAUCGCUGCUGCAGCCUCCCACCUGUCCACCCACCCUCUGCAGGCCUGGGGGGACUGCGGUCUGGCACUGAAUUUCACCUCCCACACGGCCUCACACUGCAGCUCCCAGCAAGCCACAUCCUGCAGGGUGCUGGACACAGCCGGACCAGAGGGGCCGUGCUCCAGUGGGACCGACUCCAUUCCAGUGCUGGGGAGGGUUUGAGCAGCCCACGGAGCAGUGCCUCCCGCGUUCUGGGCAUAGAUAGUUCAGAACCUGGUGCUGUAACUCGGGCAUCUGAGGCUGGAAAUAUUGGGAAGUAUUCCGUCGAGUCCAGAGGGAUUGUGUCGCAAGCCGAGGCUGCUGCUGACCUUUGCAGAGGGGAUUUCUCUAAAGGAGGAACCUCGGCAGGGAACGUGAGCGGAGUGAGGAAAGUGCUGAGCUGGGACAUUCGUGCCCAGUGACCUGACCCCGGAGGAGUGCCAGGAGCUGGAAAACAUCCGCCGCCGCAAGCAGGAGCUGCUGGCUGACAUUCAGCGGCUGAAAGAUGAGAUCGCAGAAGUGACGAAUGAGAUCGAGAACCUGGGCUCCACGGAGGAGAGGAAAAACAUGCAGAGAAACAAGCAGGUGGCAAUGGGCAGGAAGAAGUUCAACAUGGAUCCCAAGAAGGGCAUCCAGUUCCUGAUUGAGAACGACUUGCUGAAGAACACGUGUGAGGAUAUCGCUCAGUUCCUUUACAAGGGAGAGGGCCUCAACAAGACAGCCAUUGGGGACUACCUGGGUGAGAGGGACGAGUUCAACAUCCAAGUCCUGCAUGCCUUCGUGGAGCUGCACGAGUUCACGGACCUCAACCUCGUCCAGGCACUGCGGCAGUUCCUGUGGAGCUUUCGGCUGCCAGGAGAGGCACAGAAGAUCGAUCGGAUGAUGGAGGCCUUUGCACAGCGGUACUGCCAGUGCAACCCCGGCGUCUUCCAGUCCACUGACACCUGCUAUGUGCUCUCCUUCGCUAUCAUCAUGCUGAAUACCAGCCUGCACAACCCCAACGUCAAGGACAAACCCACAGCAGAGCGCUUUAUUGCCAUGAACCGUGGCAUCAACGAUGGGGGGGACCUGCCUGAGGAGCUGCUGCGGAAUCUCUAUGAGAGCAUCAAGAAUGAACCCUUCAAAAUCCCGGAGGAUGAUGGCAAUGACCUCACUCACACCUUCUUCAACCCCGACCGGGAGGGCUGGCUGCUGAAGCUGGGAGGAGGAAGGGUGAAGACGUGGAAGCGGCGCUGGUUCAUCCUGACGGACAACUGCCUUUACUACUUUGAAUACACGACGGAUAAAGAGCCACGUGGCAUCAUCCCCCUGGAGAACCUGAGCAUCCGUGAGGUGGAGGACUCCAAGAAGCCUAACUGCUUUGAGCUCUACAUCCCAGACAACAAGGACCAGGUAAUCAAGGCGUGCAAGACGGAGGCGGACGGGCGGGUGGUGGAGGGCAACCACACCGUGUACCGCAUCUCAGCCCCCACGCCUGAGGAGAAGGAGGAGUGGAUCAAGUGCAUCAAGGCAGCCAUCAGCCGGGACCCAUUCUACGAGAUGCUGGCUGCCAGGAAGAAGAAGGUGUCCUCCACCAAGAGGCAUUAGCAGCCCGGCGAGGCUGCUGUGCCCUGGCAGCACCGUACCUCCCAUCCCCACGGCUGCGGGGCUGGGGCUCAGCACGGCCCUGGUGCCAGGACCCAGCUUCAGCUUUGCAGUUUCUUUACCGUGGGGGGAGGGAGGGAGCAAGGGCGUCUCGGUGCCAUUGCCACCUCACUUCCAGACAACUCCAGACUGCAGCUGGGAUUCCCCUGCUCACAGUCCUGGGGUUGGCUGUGGGAUGGGAAGUGCCACCUGUGCACAUCACUCUCCCUUCCCACUUUGGCAGCCCAAUGCUUGUCCAGCAUUCCCUUGCUGAGCUCCCCCUGAACAGCUUCCAGCCCUGGGCAGCAUUGAGCUGCAGCCAAUGGCCAGAAUAAGAGCCAGACCAGAGGGAAUCCAGGGACCCCCAUGUUGGGGACAUGCUUCUGGGUCCCAGCACUCGUGUCCUGAAGCACUUGAGGUGUCCCAUCCUGGAGGAGAAGGCUGGUGGCUGUGGGGUGCUGGAGGCAUGGGGCAGCCCUGGGACAGUGGCAGCACUCCUGGCCCUCGUUGUAGCGGGCUUGGGGUGCCCUCCCCAGCCGUGAGGUGCCAGAGCUGGGUGAGGCUGCAGUCCGAUGGCACCAGGCUGGUGCUGCCUUGCCACAUCCUGCAGCCAUGAGCCCUUUGGUGCUGGGUUGGGACGGCCAUCGUGACGCCCCCGUUCCCAGGCAAGACUGCACCAAGGAUGGCUGCAAUCAGGAUGUGGCCCCACGCCUCUGCCCCACGAGCACCGCGGCCAUCCCAUUCCCCAGCCACACGCACAGGUCCGGAGAGGCACCUGGAUCAGUAUUAGUCUAUUUAUCAGAGGUGUAAAUAUUCCUGUAUAGUUUUCUCCUUUUAGAUUAUUUUGUAUGUUGGGGUUCUGUGCAGAGGUCUCUUUGGAGGGCGCGGUGUGGCAGGAUUUUGU